AUGGAGUGCCAGCUGUCAGGCGAGCAGAUCCGCGGGUUGUGCCGAGCAGUUCAGUGCCUGGCCAAGGUGGCCCACAGCGACUAUAUCACCUUCCUGGCAGCUCCUGUGGAGCUGUCACUGCGAGGCAUCAACACGGCCAAGACGGCCUACCUGGUGGUCAACUUUGCCACAGACUACUUUCAAACCUUCAAGCUCACCCAACCCACCUGCUCCUGCUCGGCUUUGGUCAAGUCAGUGCUGGCAGUGUUCCGCACGGCACCAGCAGCCAUGCAGACCCUCACCAUCACCGCGGACGGCAAGGAGCCUGACAACAUUCACUGGAUCAUUGACUGCCACAACGGCAUGCGCAAGACAUACACCAUUGCAUGUGUGAACGACAGGGAGGUGCUGUCAGCCUCCAUCGACCCGUCCACGUACCCCUCCUCACUCGUCGCCCGCCCCAAGGCCCUGCUGCAGCUGCUCAACCAUUUUCAAUCCACCCUCUCUGAGAUCACCAUCAUUGCUGCCGACCCUGAGGACGUGACAGGCUCGGGAACAGGCACGGGGGGAGGUGCGGCGGGGAGGGGAGGGGGGAGUGAGGCGAAGGCGGUUGAGAUGAGAAGCUAUGUGGAGCCAACCCAUGCAGGCUCGUCAGCAGACGGGCGGCUGGAGGCGUCUCCAGAGGCAGCGAUGCACACGCAGCUGUGGGUGGACCCUGGGGAGCAUUUCGAGGCGUACUGCCACAGGGGGGAUGCUGUGGACGUCACUUUCAGUGUGAAGGAGGUGAAGGCGUUUGUGCAGUUCUGUGAGUCGGCAGCAGCAGACGUGGUCAUGCUCUUCCAUCAAGCAGGAGCCUCCCCACUCCCCCACCUUCCGACCCUUCCGUUCACCGAGCAUCCGCCCAACCCGGCACGCCUCACCAAGCAGCGGCUACUCCCCAAGCCUCUGCCGAUCCUGGCGCUCCUACUCACAAGGGCUCGGCUUCCCGAGCGACUGCCGGAGCUGGGACUCCUACAGUUGCACUUUCAGGCUCCCAGCGCUCCUGUCAUGCAGGCUCGGGGGCAGUUCCCCACCAAGCCUAUCCAGAUCCAGGUGCAGGAGCAAGGCUGGAGGCAGGCUGGGCGCAUGGAAAACGAUGGUCAGACCUCUCAGGGGCAAAAGGCACAGCACACAGAGCUGGUGCGGAUCCAGCAGGUCCGGGAGGAGGAGAGGGGAGUGGCGGUGGGAGAAGAGGGAGCAGCACAUGGCCCAGGGCGCAGCAACAACCACUUCCGGGCCUUGAGCAGCAAGAUCAACGGCAGCAACAGCAUGAUCAAUACCAGCAACAGCAGGCAGCCAAUCAGUGUGGAUGGGAAUGGCAUGGUGACUGGCGGUGCUGCUGAUGUGUCUGCUGGGCGGUUCAUGCCCACUGAGGCAUCCACACCUGGAAGGCAAGCACUGCAUCAACGGCAAGACAUCUCUCGCGCAGAGGCACCUCCGCUUCAAAGAGAUCCAGACCGUUGGAUCGAAAAUACGGAGGAUGAUGAAACGGAGGACAGGUUACGGGGGCGUGUUGGAGGGCUUUUGGGUGAGGACCAAUGUGAAGGGGUCGGCGACGAAGACGAAUAUGUGGAUGCCACUCCACCAGAGAGGAGGAUGUAUGAUGACGAGGAUGAAACCAUGGAUUAA
This is a messenger RNA of Closterium sp. Yama58-4, 1647 nucleotides long. The record is from the annotation of a GenBank genome assembly. NCBI's taxonomy places the organism in Eukaryota, Viridiplantae, Streptophyta, Zygnematophyceae, Desmidiales, Closteriaceae.